CUUCAUUGCUGUUCGAUGUGUCAAUGGAAAGUGGUUCAGUGCGCUCCUAAUUGUCAAUUUUGGAUCAUAUUUUACUAUUUCAUUAAAACAAAAACACGGAUUAAAUGUAAAAGAUAACUAAGUGUUACUCCAAAAUGCGUGAAUAAUUAAAAAGAAUGGAAAUGUUCAUAGGAGGGAACUUAAAUAUUCGCUGGGAAGCGGUUUUAGUGAUUUGUUUACUUUUUUAUUCGUACUCAGAUGCUCUCGACCUAGCACAAUGCCGCACAUCCCUGGGUAUGCAAUCGGGCGAGAUCCCAGACUCUGCCAUAACAGCUAGCUCCUCGUUCAACGAUGACAGCGUUGGACCAAGAAAUGCCAGAAUCCGUACAGAGACGAACGGUGGUGCGUGGUGUCCGAAGACAACGAUCCAGCGUGACUCGUAUGAGUACCUCCAGAUCGACCUUGGCGGACUCACCGUUCUCACCAUGGUGGAAAUACAGGGACGCUUUGGCAAUGGACAGGGCCAGGAGUUCACAGAGGAGUUCUUGCUUGAGUACCAGAGGGAGGAUGGGGGAGAGUGGAUGAGAUUCCGCAACAAACGUGGAGAAGAGCGUUUUGAGGGGAAUGAGAACACGUACUCUGCAGAGCUUCGCGAGGUAUCUCCGCCCAUUAUUGGAAAGCGUGUGAGGUUUAUCCCAUACUGUAGGAGUCCCCGUACUGUGUGUCUACGCGUGGAGAUGUACGGGUGCCCAUGGACAGACGGCAUUGUGUCCUACUCUGUACGCCAAGGUGACAAGAGAGGGGCAGAUGUGGAUUUCUAUGACUUCACGUAUGAUGGAACAAUCAUUGGGGGGUACCUACAUAACGGCCUCGGACAGCUCACUGAUGGGGAAGUUGGGGAUACAAACUUUCGCUUAGACCCCCAGGAGCUCGGGAUAAAAGGUUACGAGUGGGUCGGAUGGAAAAACGACACUUUAGAAGACCCUGGUCCGGUUUCUGUCGUGUUCAAGUUUGACACAGUGAGGAAUUUCUCAACAGUGAUGAUGUUUUGUAAUAAUUAUUUCACAAAGGAUGUGCGUGUGUUUGAUUAUGCUGAUAUAUAUAGCAGUAUUGGCGGGAAGUAUUAUUCACAAAAGAUUGAGAGAUUUUAUUUCAUAAGGGAUACUGUGGUGGAAUAUGCGAGACAAGUCCAGAUUAAGUUGGAACAUAUCGUGGCAAAAUAUAUCAAAAUUGACUUAUACUUCGACGCAAAGUGGGUAUUGAUCAGCGAGGUGCAAUUUGAAUCAAAGCCAGCUGUGGGCAACUUUAGUGCAGAGUUACCUCCCAUCACCACAGUUGCCAUGUCAACAAAACAUCCGUUAGGGGUUGAUAAACCGAAGUGGAACAACAAGCCGCCCAAUUUUGAUGUAGAUUCAGUGGAUGGGAUUAAACCUCAUGUUUUUGAUGCGGAUAACUUGGAUGGACCAAGAAUACAUAUAGGUCAAGAAAUGAACGACUUGUACCCAGGCGAGGAUACAUAUGGAAUUAACCGGAUCAGCCAAGAUGAUGAUGGUCUUCAUAAAACGGAAGAGCAAAAACCUUUCGAGGAACAAUACAUUGGCAUAAUUAUAGGGGCGUUAGCAUUUCUGAUAGUAGUUUUAUUUGCCAUUGUGAUGUUUAUUGUCAUACGGCAUAAGAAGCGCAAGCACAACAACAACAGACUCGGGAUGAAACCAGUCGUCGACCAUGUGACCAUCAACAUGAGUAACGUAAAUGCGCUGCACGGGAAACUCGGGGGAAAGAUGUCCAAUGGCUCGAUGUACAAGGGAGUGCCGACGGACGAGCUGGACGCCCAUAUUUGCAACGGUGGGGACAAAGUUUUGAAAGGCUAUUCUGACCCUAAAGAUUCCAUUCAAGGUCGAAACCUUCCCGACCUUCCAUCUAGUUCUGAGCUGCAAGACUGCAGGGACUACGCUGUGCCCGACGUGACCAAGUCUGCUCUGAAGGUGGCUCUACCCCCGGUGUACCCGCCCCAGGUCCCGACACUGCGGGGCGCAACCCUUAAUCAGCUAGACCUUGCCCCACCCACGUAUGAUGCCCUGUACGCGGCCGCGGACGUUGUCAACCAUCAGGGGCUUAACAUUCCAAAUCUACAGGGUGCUACAGGCAACAGUGUAUAUUCCAUACCCAACGCGGAGCUGUUGUUGAGCAUUGAGCUGUCUGUGGUCGAGUUUCCCCGGGAGAACCUCCGUUUUGUCGAGGUGCUGGGAGAGGGACAGUUUGGAGAGGUUCACCUAUGUGAGGCUGCAGACAUUGGUGAAUAUCUCCAUGACGACUAUACAAUGGCGCGCAAUGCCAACAGGCCUGUCCUUGUGGCUGUGAAGAUGCUGAGAAAGGGGGCAGAUGAUCGUGCAAGAGCCGACUUCCAGAAGGAGAUCAAGAUUAUGUCGCAGUUGAAGGACGCGAAUAUUGUGCGUGUGCUGGGCGUGUGUGUCCGAGAGGAGCCGUUGUGUAUGAUCGUUGAGUACAUGAAGUAUGGUGACCUAAACCAGUUCCUGCUUGAUCACGUCCCCGAGUCCCCCAUGGCCGAGGCCACCAAUGCUAAGACCCUAAGCUAUGGUUGUCUGAUCUAUAUGGCAUCCCAGAUCGCAUCCGGAAUGAAGUACCUUGAGUCUCUAAACAUGGUUCACCGUGACCUUGCAACGCGAAACUGCCUUGUUGGUACAAACUUCACCAUCAAGAUAUCAGACUUUGGGAUGAGUCGGAGCUUAUAUAGUGCUGACUACUAUAGAAUUGAGGGACGGGCUGUGCUGCCAAUAAGAUGGAUGGCAUGGGAAUCCAUAUUACUGGGCAAAUUCACCACGAAGUCUGACGUGUGGUCAUUGGGCGUGACAUUAUGGGAGAUACUCACAUUCGCUCGUGACCAGCCGUAUGAUACAAUGAGUGACGAACAGGUCAUCGAAAAUGCAGGUCACUAUUAUAGAAAUGACAAUAAACAGUUGUACCUUCCCAAGCCAGGGAACUGCCCUAAGGAGAUUUAUGACUUAGUUCUGGAGUGCUGGAAUAGGGCAGAGAGUGAGAGACCUAGUUUCCGUGAAAUCCAAAUGUUCCUGCAGCGAAAGAAUAUGGGAUAUAAUCCAAAAGAUGAGAAAAUGAACCAGAUCAAGGUUCCUAUCUGCUGACUAGCAGCAGACAACAUCGAAAGUGGUGUAAUCUCUAAACAAGGAAGUGGUUUAGUCACUAACCCAGGAAGUGGUAUAAUCUCUAAACCUGAGGCUGGAAUAGUCUCCAAGCCUUCUCAUGAGAAAGCAUUUAAAGAUAAAAACAGGGUCAGUAAACCUGUCAAUAAACAAAAUUGGGAUCCUUCCACUAAAGGUUCUCUGAACUGUGGUAAUGAUACUAACGGUAGAAACCUGGCUACUACUGUGCCGGACAAGGAAGGACCUCUAGUGCUAGAAAAUAGUACCGCUAAUGGCUUUAAGAGCAUGGAUAAACAUGAAACUGACAAGGUUUCAACUUCGAAACCAGAGAGUGACCUACCUACAUGUAAACGCUAUGCUAGAAAAAAUAAUGGUGCCAUGCAACACUUCACAAAAGACACAAAGACUUUACCUAUGAACCAAACUUCAUAUGGAUUUGAUAGGAAUGUGAUUGGUGAAGUUAAGAUAAGCAAUGUAGUUGUGACAAAGCCAACAGUACAAAUGGAGAAUAUUGUCACUAACAUUUAGUUUGCUUUUGUGAAGUGGAAUAUAUCUUGCUCUGUACUGACGAUUACUUUAAUUUAGGGAGAGAUUGAUUUUCCUUUUAAGUUAAGAUUUCUUUAUUUCUUAUGCCACCAUGUUGACUAUUUGACAAACUGUGCUGAAUAAUACAUGAUAAACCUGCUGUGUAGGAAGCAAUCAUGUCGUGGUUAAACUUAAAUACACAAUGUCUUGAGCAUGGUUAUAACACCAACGUUUGUGAGAAAAAGUUCUCGUCAGUACAAAGCAAUCUUCACAUCUUUUCAAUGUGGUGGCUUCACAGUCAUGAUCGAUAGUUUCCCUGCAUCUCUUUUUCUAGCCAAAGACUAUAAAUGUCAAAGAAUGCAGGCCUGUCCUCUUAGGUCAUUGUGUAAUUAAAACACAAUUUACGCAAUCAUCUGUAGUUUAUGUACCAGUCAAAUUUGAUGUGUUCAUCAGGUUUUGAGAUGUCUGUAAAUAUCUCCGCAGUGCUGAUUGUAAUACUGUCUUGUAACUUUUGAAGACACAAAUGUUGUACACAUGUGAUAAACUCUCAUGUGUAAUAUGUAUCUGAAGUGUUAAAAUCUUUUUCAUAAUAGUAAAGACAUUACUCAGUUUAUUCAAGAAAUUUUAAAUUAUGAUGGUUAUAAAAAUUAUAAUAUUUGUCUUUGUGCGUUUUUGUUUUAAAGUUCCACGUAAAAUUAAUUUAUUUUCAAAUAUUAAUAUAAUAUAAUAAAGUAAUAAUUACUAUUACUAUUCUUCCAUUCUGCUAUUGUGUGAUAUCUAUUUGGGCUAUACAGUAUACUGUUUUGUAAAUGUUGUUUUCUGCAGAUUGUACAUAAACCUGAAUUGUAUAUAUUUUUUUUAUUCAUCUGGGGUCAUAAUUGCUUAUUUCUCUAGUCUGAGUUUGAGUAUCAAUACCGACAACUGCUAAUCUGGAUAGUUUUGAAAUAAGUAUAAGCAGAGUAUUGAUGAUCAAAAAUGCUGUAUUCCAUAUGUUACAUGUGACUAGCAUCACUUUUAUUUGGUAACAGUUUGUCAAAUGAAAUGGACUUUUUGUUCAAUUUAUUCAUUCACUUCUCAAACUCGGAUUCUGGACAUUAGUAAAUAUGGGCCCUGGAUGUGUAGCAUUUUACAUUCAGAUUGUUAAUAUAGUGAAUGUACUAGUUAAACAGUUUAAUAGAAAUGCCAUCUUGUGGGAGAGAUGGCUUGCUAAGGUGCCACAUCUUAAAAGGUUAAACAUGGUGUCUUUAGCAAAUCUGUUUUUUGGCCUUGGGGUCAGUGUGGUGCAAACAAUUUUAACAUUUGCUAUAUGAAAACAUAUUUGAUAACAUUAUAUUUAUAUUUGAAAACAAAACAUUCAAGAUAUUCAAAUGAAACUUGGUACAUAUGUUGCCAGAGAUAUUACGCACAUGUAUGGUAAGGCCCAUAAUGUUUUUAAUAAAUGUCAAGCUAUGCCCCUUUUUCAACUGAAAAAAAAUAUGUUGGUGUUUGCUCUGUUGCAUUCUUGUUGAUAAACCAAACUUAAUAUAACACAUUUUAUUUUAAAAGGAUGCCCUGACUUUAAAAAUAGAAACCAGAUUUCAAUUUUAGCAUUGAAUUGUUCGUGAUCAUAGUUUCAAAGGUUUAAUAUGGUACUUAUGUUUUUCAGAUAUGUAGCGAAUGUUUAGCAUGCAACCUAUUAAAUCACAUCUGUGUUAAAGUUUUGAUAUUUUUUCCAAGUAUUUUAUAAUUAUUCAAGAAUAUAUGUGUUUUUUACUGUAAACCUUGAUAUUUAUUUACUUUUUAAUUUUUGGUUAAAAUGAAAUACCAUUGUGUGUUAUAACAGUUUUAGGACUUAUUUCUAGUCAGUCUAUAAAUGUCCCAUUUGAAAAUAUCAAGUGUGAAUGGAUUGUACUAACAAAUGAAUUAUUUUAUACUUUUCAUUUGAUUUAUAAACAUGUGUAUUCAUAGAAUCAUUUUAAUGGAUUUAUGUUUCCACGAGGCAAUGAAAUAUAUAUAGACCUCAAGAAUGCUUGCUCAUUGAAUCUACAUUUGUUUUUCUCUGAAGAGGAUUUUUCGAAUUGUUUUUUUUUUUGGCAUGGUACAUUUGUAGGUAGUUUUUAAUAAAUGUGAACAAAUGUUUUCUUUUUUGUAAAAAGGUAUAAUGCAUUUUUCUUGAGUGAUAAAGAUGUUGUCAAGAAUAAAAUGUAUACUUGAUAAAAAAAAAAAUGACAUUGAAUCUCAUUGUAACAUGUAUUGAAGGAAAAGUGAAUGUUUAUUAGUAUUUUGUCAUGUUUAUAUUGUUCAUUCAUUGUAGAUCUGUAUUGUAUAUGGAUCCUGUUUUGUAAAAAGGGCUGUAUUAAGGCUCUUUAUUUGAAUUCUUUGAACAAGUUAUUAUCUAUUUAUAAACUAUUCAACAAAUAAAAUGACCAAACAAUGA
Molecule: messenger RNA, 6099 nt
Organism: Mya arenaria
Lineage: Eukaryota; Metazoa; Mollusca; Bivalvia; Myida; Myidae
Product: discoidin domain-containing receptor 2-like
Exons: 14
Coding region: 156-3140 (994 amino acids)
Biological process (GO): cell surface receptor protein tyrosine kinase signaling pathway; multicellular organism development; positive regulation of kinase activity
Cellular component (GO): signaling receptor complex
Molecular function (GO): collagen binding; protein tyrosine kinase collagen receptor activity; ATP binding
Source: RefSeq, a predicted model, not a curated record